This is a messenger RNA of Solanum pennellii, 1372 nucleotides long. RefSeq names its product myb family transcription factor APL. Gene Ontology annotation, molecular function: DNA-binding transcription factor activity; DNA binding. Bases 138 to 1214 code for a protein of 358 amino acids. NCBI's taxonomy places the organism in Eukaryota, Viridiplantae, Streptophyta, Magnoliopsida, Solanales, Solanaceae. The record is from RefSeq and is a predicted model, not a curated record. The transcript has 7 exons.
UUCAAAUUAAAACCAAACCUAUUCUAUUUGCAUAUCGCAUUUGUUCUUGAAUCUCUUUAGCAUAGUAUUCCAUCAAGAAAGAAAUAACAUCAAAGAAAUUUUUUUUAAAAAAAAAAGAAAAAAAAAAGAGAGAGAGAAUGUUCCAUGCCAAGAAACCUUCUACUAUGAAUUCUCAUGAUAGACCUAUGUGUGUUCAAGGUGACUCUGGUCUCGUCCUUACCACUGAUCCAAAACCUCGUCUUCGUUGGACAGUUGAGCUUCAUGAACGCUUCGUUGAUGCUGUUACUCAGUUAGGUGGACCUGAUAAGGCAACACCUAAAACUAUUAUGAGAGUUAUGGGUGUUAAGGGUUUAACCCUUUACCAUCUCAAGAGUCAUCUUCAGAAAUUUAGACUGGGAAAACAACCACACAAAGAAUUUAACGAUCACUCAGUGAAGGAUGGCGAUAGAGCUACAAGUUUAGAACUACAAAGAAAUUCAGCAUCUUCAUCUGGAAUGAUAGGACGUAAUAUGAAUGAGAUGCAAAUGGAGGUGCAAAGAAGGCUGCAUGAACAAUUGGAGGUACAAAGACACCUUCAAUUGAGGAUUGAAGCACAAGGAAAAUACAUGCAAACUAUAUUAGAAAAAGCUUGUCAAACAUUAGGUGGAGAAGAAAAUAUGUCAUUACCAACAAGAACCUUUAAAGGUAUUGGAAAUCAUCAAGGAGGAUUAACACCAGACAUUUCAGCUGCCUUCAAAGAAUUUGGAACACCUCCUCUAACUUUCUCAUCAUUCCAAGACUUGAACAUAUGUGGAGAACACAUCGAUCUUCAUGCUCAGAGUAGCAUGGGUGAACGAUCCUCAUCCUUUGAUGGAUUCAUGAACUUGAGCAAUACUUCAACCGAUCAUAACUUGUCUCUUGGAAAGAAAAGGUCUAGCCCUUACAAUACUAGCAAUGGAAAGAGUCCAUUUAUGUGGUCAGAUGAUUUUCGUCUACAUGAGUUAGGUGGAGGAGGUUCGUGUUUAGGUUCUAAUAAUGAAGACGAUCAUCAAAUUAUUCAGAUGGAGAGGAGUUGCAAUCCUGAGAUUGAUUCGGUGUCUGAUAUGUACGAGUCUAAGCCGUUACUACAAGAUGAGAAGAAGUUUGACACAAAACCGGAGAGGCCUUCCCCAAGAAGAGCUGCCCAGGUUUCGAGUUUGAGUGCUCAAGGUGGACGAAAUUCUGUUUUCGGGUAAAAACUUAGACAAUCUUUUAAACUGGAACUUUUUUUCUAUUUAUCGAGUUUAUAAUAUAUUGUACGUAGUAGUACUAUUACUGUUACUCUUAUUAUUAUACUUAGGAAAAACAAUAAUUGUUGGUCACCAUGCAUAUCAAUGAAUUCACUUUACCAUAA